Molecule: messenger RNA, 2520 nt
Organism: Motacilla alba alba
Lineage: Eukaryota; Metazoa; Chordata; Aves; Passeriformes; Motacillidae
Gene: SLC25A10
Product: solute carrier family 25 member 10
Exons: 10
Coding region: 665-1615 (316 amino acids)
Biological process (GO): thiosulfate transport; phosphate ion transmembrane transport; malate transmembrane transport
Cellular component (GO): mitochondrial membrane
Molecular function (GO): sulfate transmembrane transporter activity; thiosulfate transmembrane transporter activity; oxaloacetate transmembrane transporter activity
Source: RefSeq, a predicted model, not a curated record
GCCUGGCCUUGAACACUCCCAGGGAGAGGGCACUCGCAGCUUCUCUUCAGAGCAGCCUGUGCCAGGGCCUCGCCACCCUCACAGACAAAGAUUUCUUGCUAAUAUCUAAUCUAAGCCUGCUCUGAGUGUGAAGCCGCUCCCCCUUGUCCUGUCACUCCACGCUCUUGUAAAAAGUCUCUCUCCAUCUUUCUCGUAGGCUCCCUUCAGGUACCGCAGUUUGUAGCAGCGCACCACACGCCUCCCCACGCUGCCUUUCGCUGCUGUCCCGCCUCUCUGUUAAUUGCUCACGGGAAGAGCGCCCUUCCCCAGGCUGUGGAGAUGCGUGCGGGGUGGGGUUCUGGAGCUGUGAUUAUCCCCGCGCUCGGUGCGCGCACGCUGGGGCGCUGCCGGCUGCGCCCCCCGCCCCUCUUCACUCUGGCUGGUGGCUUCGCCUCCGCCUUAAUUAAUCCCUUAAUUACCGACGGGAAGAGCCUUCCCCGGGCUGGAGACGGGGGUGCGUGCGGGGUGGGAACGGCGGUCCGGGGGCCUGCGGUGUCCGCGCGCUCGGGGAUGCGAGCCCCGGGCCCGCCCCACCCCCUUCCGGUACCGGGAGAGGGCGUGGCUUAACGGAAGGGGGCGGGGCCUGCUCCCGGUGAGGGCGUGGCUUCUGGCAGCAGCGGCGCCCAUGGCGGAGCAGCGCGUUUCGCGCUGGUACUUCGGCGGCCUCGCGUCGUCCGGGGCCGCCUGCUGCACGCACCCCUUGGACCUGCUGAAGGUGCACCUGCAGACGCAGCAGGAGGUGAAGAUGCGGAUGACGGGGAUGGCGAUGCACGUGAUCCGCACCGACGGCGUCCUGGCCCUCUACAACGGGCUCAGCGCCUCGCUGUGCCGGCAGAUGACAUACUCCUUGACUCGCUUUGGCAUCUAUGAGACCGCGAGGAACCGCAUAAGCAACCAGGGGCCUCCCCCCUUCUACCAGAAAGUGCUCUUGGCUGCGGUAUCAGGUUUCACUGGCGGGUUUGUGGGAACCCCGGCAGACAUGGUGAACGUCAGGAUGCAGAACGACGUGAAGCAGCCGCCGGCUCAGCGGCGCAAUUAUUCCCAUGCCCUGGAUGGCAUGUACCGUGUCCUCCGGGAAGAGGGCGUGAAGAAACUCUUCUCAGGAGCAUCAGUGGCAUCGUCUCGUGGGGCCCUCGUUACUGUUGGACAGCUUUCCUGUUAUGACCAGGCCAAGCAGCUGGUUCUCGCAACUGGAUUGCUGUCAGACAAUGUCUUCACUCACUUCCUGUCCAGCUUCAUCGCCGGCCUGUGUGCCACAUUCCUGUGCCAGCCCCUGGAUGUGCUCAAGACCCGCCUCAUGAACUCCCACGGGGAGUACCAGGUGAGUCGCCCAGCGUGCCGCCCUUGCUGCUGCCUGUCCUCCCGUCCCUGUGUGCCCCCUUGCCUCCCAGCCCUCCCUCCUCAUCUCUCACCCUCUCACUCCAGGGAGUCGUCCACUGUGCCGUGGAAACUGCCAAGCUCGGACCACUUGCCUUCUACAAGGGCUUUGUUCCUGCUGCUGUCCGGCUCGUUCCUCAGACCGUUCUCACCUUUCUCUUCCUGGAGCAGCUGCGCAAAUAUUUUGGGAUCAAAGUGACCACCUGAGUCUGGGGGACUGGACCCUGCCUUGCCCCGGGGGGGGUGAGCGUGUGGGUCACCCCCAAGAUCCCAGAACCCCUCUCUGCUCUCUGGGGCCAGUGCCAUUCCCCCUCCUCUCUACUCCUGUGCCUUGCCAGCACCUGUGGCCAAACCCCCCCCGCACACUCACUCCUCCUCUCACCCCCGUUCUCAGCACCUCCACCUCUGCAUUGCUGCUUCUGGGGGUUUUGUUGGGGGGCUCCUGUCUUCCCACUUCUCUACUGGCUCCGAGUUGUGUCCUUGCCCCCCCGAGCCUUGUCCCUGAGUGCCCCAGAAGCAGGAGUGUGCUGUCUCGGGGAGUAGGGGGAUCAGACGCCUGGCUGUGUCACAGAGCCCGGGGGGCUGGGGGGCUGCUGACCCUGCAGCUGUGGGCUGGGGCUUGGGGCAGGGUGUGUGAGGCCCUGCCCUCCCUCUGCCUUUGCCCCCGCGCUCCUCCCUAAGCCCCGCGCAGCUCGCACCUCCUGCCCUGCUCCUGGCCUCCCAGCCUCUGCUUCUGCUUGGCCAAAGCUCCUCAGCGCCGCUGGCUGCUGGGCUCUUCAGGGAUCGUGCCUCAUACCAAUGAUGGCGGGGAGCGUGGCCUCGCUCUGCCAGGGCCUGCUCGGGGACCCAGUACUCUCUCACCACAGUGCACCUACCCCAGACUGGAUCCAGUCUCUGGGGGCAUCCCCCACCGCUCUCUGCAGCCUCCCUCACCUUGGGGCUGGGCAGACUCCCACUCCUCACAGCCCCUCGCCCCACACCGCCCAGAGUGCGGGGGCUGUGGGCACCAGCCCCUCCGCUAUGGCACCCCUGUGUGAGCUGGCCCCCAGGAAUCAAAGAACUGGAAUAUCUGCGACCUUGAUGUGUAAUAAAGAGUGAAGGUGG